This is a messenger RNA of Neopsephotus bourkii (Bourke's parrot), 500 nucleotides long. Its product is annotated as histone H2B 8. The transcript has a single exon. Bases 49 to 429 code for a protein of 126 amino acids. Gene Ontology annotation, molecular function: structural constituent of chromatin; protein heterodimerization activity; DNA binding. Gene Ontology annotation, cellular component: nucleosome. NCBI's taxonomy places the organism in Eukaryota, Metazoa, Chordata, Aves, Psittaciformes, Psittacidae. The record is from RefSeq and is a predicted model, not a curated record.
UGUAUUUACGUCGUUUCUGCAAUAGACUGGUAGAGACAGACUUGUAAAAUGCCGGAACCAGCAAAAUCCGCUCCUGCUCCGAAAAAGGGCUCUAAGAAAGCUGUCACCAAGACGCAGAAGAAAGGUGACAAGAAGCGUAGAAAGACUAGGAAGGAAAGCUAUUCUAUUUAUGUGUACAAGGUGCUGAAGCAGGUGCAUCCCGACACGGGCAUCUCCUCCAAGGCUAUGGGCAUCAUGAACUCCUUCGUCAACGACAUCUUUGAGCGCAUCGCCGGCGAAGCCUCCCGCCUGGCACACUACAACAAGCGCUCCACCAUCACCUCUCGGGAGAUCCAGACGGCUGUGCGGCUCCUGCUGCCUGGUGAGCUGGCCAAGCAUGCAGUCUCUGAGGGCACUAAGGCUGUCACCAAGUAUACCAGUUCCAAGUAAAUGGUGGAUCACAUAACCCAAAGGCUCUUUUAAGAGCCACCCACAUUUUCAGUAAAAGAGUCGUUCACGCU